GCGCUGCUCCCUGGUUACGUUAACUGCGCCAUUAGGUCAACAUGGCGGGUGUAGUGGCGAAGAAGUGUCUCAGUCCUCUGUCUUUACUCACUCGGAGGCUCUCAGCUCCAGAGUUCAUCACUCAGUGCUGCUACCACAAGAAGGUGGUGGAUCAUUAUGAGAACCCAAGAAAUGUGGGAUCACUGGACAAAAACUCCAAGAAGGUUGGAACCGGCUUGGUGGGGGCGCCAGCUUGUGGAGAUGUAAUGAAGCUACAGAUUGAAGUGGAUGACGAGGGGAAGAUUGUGGAUGCCAGGUUCAAAACCUUUGGCUGCGGCUCUGCCAUCGCCUCCAGCUCUCUGGCAACUGAGUGGGUGAAAGGCAAAACACUGGACGAGGCUCUGGAGAUCAAGAACACGGAUAUUGCCAAGGAGCUCAGUCUUCCACCUGUGAAACUGCACUGCUCCAUGCUUGCUGAGGACGCCAUCAAAGCGGCCCUCGCAGACUACCGCCUCAAGCAGGACGACGACCAGCAGGAGGCAGCCAGAGCCAGCAACUGAACGCCGCACUCCUACUUCGAGCCGGAUGCCGUCUACUUCCUGUUCAAACGAGUAGCAGCAGCAGCAGUAUUACUGUUUUACUUUCCAGCAGCGCCGAUGGCAAACGCACACUAGUCAGCCCUUUAUAGAAGAGUUACUCAAGGCUUUCCGUCUUAGACUUUGCUCCUCUAACCCCGUCUACUGUAUAUUUUAGCCUGUCACGUAAACGCACAAUGUACCAUUUUGGGUUGGUGGUGCAAAGCUGAGCCUUAUGCUUCUUGAGAUUAUGUUUGGGCUUCAGACUGGGUUCAGGAGGAGUGUAUGUUUAGAAAGGUGUGAUGGAGGUAAAGGUCUUAGCUCAAGGCUCCACUGACUGAUUUGCAAUGAUGUGGAUUGCAAUGGUAAAAAAAAGGAGGUCCAGUAGUUGUAAGUGUAAUUUAUUAUAUUCACAAAUGCUACCUUGAAAGCCUGUAAUAAAAAUACUUUGCAUCA
Messenger RNA from Fundulus heteroclitus (mummichog), 1010 nucleotides. RefSeq names its product iron-sulfur cluster assembly enzyme b (gene iscub). Gene Ontology annotation, cellular component: cytoplasm; mitochondrial matrix. Gene Ontology annotation, biological process: intracellular iron ion homeostasis; iron-sulfur cluster assembly. Bases 42 to 539 code for a protein of 165 amino acids. NCBI's taxonomy places the organism in Eukaryota, Metazoa, Chordata, Actinopteri, Cyprinodontiformes, Fundulidae. The transcript is spliced from 5 exons. The record is from RefSeq and is a predicted model, not a curated record. Gene Ontology annotation, molecular function: ferrous iron binding; 2 iron, 2 sulfur cluster binding.